This is a messenger RNA of Bicyclus anynana (squinting bush brown), 3002 nucleotides long. RefSeq names its product cell division control protein 45 homolog (gene Cdc45). Gene Ontology annotation, molecular function: DNA replication origin binding; single-stranded DNA binding; chromatin binding. Gene Ontology annotation, cellular component: DNA replication preinitiation complex. The record is from RefSeq and is a predicted model, not a curated record. Gene Ontology annotation, biological process: DNA replication initiation; double-strand break repair via break-induced replication; mitotic DNA replication preinitiation complex assembly. The coding region runs from base 426 to 2135 and encodes 569 amino acids. The transcript is spliced from 10 exons. NCBI's taxonomy places the organism in Eukaryota, Metazoa, Arthropoda, Insecta, Lepidoptera, Nymphalidae.
AUGAAAAUAGAGACUGAAAUCGCCUGUACUUAAAAAAAACGGAUUAAACUCUAAAAUUAUAGUGCAAAUAUUGUAAUAACUAUAAAUGUAUUCACAAACAAAAAAUAUUAUAAACAAAUUAUGAAAACGCAACACAAAAAAAAAUUUAAGCAAAUUUGCUUAAAUUUGGCGUGCGAUUUCAAUCUACUUUCGUUAGCCAAACUCUAUAUUUAUAUUCUGUGGUUAUGGCGGGAAAGUUUUGACAUACAGUUUGAACUUUGAAUGUGACAUUUAGAUUUAAAAGUUCAACUUGAAACUUCUAUUUACUUGAAAAAUUUUUGUUUGUCAAUUUUUUAAUUUGACUUACGAGCAGGUGUUUUUUAAUUUUGAUUUUUAUUCAAGUAUGGUUUCGUAAAAAACAAUACUAUCGUCGAAGCACGCUUAAAAUGUUUAUAGAGGACAUUAGGAAUGACUUUUACAAUGUUCUCCUGGGAAACCGAGUGCUGCUACUAGUGCACUACGACGUGGACGCGAUCUGCGCGUGUAAGAUCCUGCAGGAGCUGUUCCGAUGCGACAACGUGUCGUACACGCUGGUGCCAGUGGGCGGGCUGUCGGAGCUGAAGAGUGCGUACGAGGAGAACAACGAGGAGGUGAAGUACGUGGUGCUGGUGAACUGCGGCGGCACCGUGGACCUGGUGGACAUCCUGCAGCCCGACGAGCACGUCGUGUUCUUUGUGCUGGACUCGCACAAGCCCACCGACAUCUGUAACGUGUAUAGCGACGGCCAGGUGAGGCUGCUGUACAAGGAUGAAGAGGAGAACAUUCCCAACUUUGAUGACAUCUUCAGAGACGAUGAGGAUCAGGAAAACGAGGAGGAGCUAGAAGCGCGGCACGGGCUGGAGGCGCUGGUGGAGCGGCGCCGCGCGCGCAAGGCGUGGGAGGAGCGCCGCCACACGCUCAUGUUCAACUACACGCAGUUCUCGUACUACGGCAAGCCGAGCACGAGCGUGGCGCUGGAGCUGGCCGUGCGCGCGUCGCGCUGCACCGCGGCGGCGCUGUGGUGCGCCAGCGUGGCGGCGGCGGCGCACGCGGCGCUGCACUGCCGCUCGCCCGCGCGCUGCCUGCUCGACGCCGAGCCGCUGCACCGCUACGUGGCCGCCGCGCAGAGGAAGACCACCGACGACGACGUCCAUCAGGCGGCGCGCGUGGUGGUGGAGAAGGACGUGUGGCUGCCGCUGUACCGCUGGUGGUCGGUGGAGGGCGCCAUCAGCCACGCCGCCGCGCUGGCGCCGCAGCUGCGCCUGCACACGCACUCGGGCGCCGCGCGCCUGCGCCAGCUGCUGGCCGACAUGGGUUUCCCGCUGCAGCAGGCGCGCCAGGCCUACCGCUCCAUGGACGUGGAGCUGCGGCGCGCGCUGCUGCCCGCGCUGGAGGCGGCCGCGCCCCGCCAGCGCCUGCCCGCGCCCGCGCGCGCCGCCUUCCUGCUGCAGCGCCCGCACGCGCCCACGCUGGCGGCGCUCGACGUCGUCUACGCCAUCAUGGGCCUCAUCGAGAAUCAUUGGGUGUCGGUCAGGAGAGCACCCCGCGCGCGGAGGGCUUCCAGCACGCGCUGGCGGCGCUGGCGGUGGGCGGCGACGGCGAGAGCCUGCAGCGCGGCGUGGCGGCGGCGCGGCGCGCGCUGGAGGCGGUGGCGCGCGCGGCGCACGGCACGCUGGCGGCGCGCGCCGUGCUGCUGGCCGGGCCCUUCAACUACUUCAUCGUGCAGGAGGGCAGCCCGGAGGCGGCGGCGCUGCGGGGCCCGCUGUGGCUGGCGGAGGCGGCGCGCUGGGUGGGCGCCGCGCACUCGCACGCGCCGCGCCCGCUGCUGGCCAGCGCGCCCGGCGCCGACGGCGACUGCCUGCUGCUCGGCCUGCCGCCGCGCUUCGACCAGGAGCCCAGGAACCUUUUCGGUGCAGCGUUUGAGCAAGCCGCGACAAAGAGCGGCGCCUCCGUCUCCCUGGACUUUGUGGACUCGUCCAUCAUCAGCCUGCCCGUCUCGCAGCGAGCGCAGUUCCUCGACGCGCUCACGGCGCUGCUGGCGUGACAGGACCGUGCCAGGACCGCUACGUGACCGUGUAAACUACCCCUUAAACUUAAACACUGUGCGUGUGUUCUGACAAACAGUCUUCAUCACUUGAGGAUAGAGUUACAAACCAAAUGACCUCAGCUAGAGCAUCACCAGUAUAGGAGUGGACUUGGAGCGUAGGCCCACCAUGCCGCUCCAAUGCAGGUUGACAGACUUAAGGUAAUAAUGUUUGACACAAGAUUAGAGGUUAAGGAUGAUGAUCUGGACUGACAGUUUAACAGCUCUCUAACGUCAGCUCACUGUUCAUGUGUUGGAAGAAAAUCAUUAUUUCAUCACCUGACCCGAACUCGACUCUUGAGACCUUUUGAUCCAAAGCCACAUAGACUACACUGCACUCAUGAGGCAGUUCAGUUUGAACAACUAAACAAGGGUUUUUAAUUAUCAAUUAUCAGGUCAGAUUAACUGUUAUUAUAAAAUAAAAAAAAAAAUUUGCCUUUCAUAAAUUCAAACUGCUGAUAUGCUGUGAGUAUGCUAGAGCAUGUGUAAAAAAAUUAUUCUACUGUAAAAUAGUUCUUUAUUUAUUGUCACUUUCAAAACAUUAAAAUUAAUACAAUAUAAUUAACAAUGAAUAAAGUGCAAAACAAUGAGAGCUGUUAACUGUUGAAUUGAGUGUAAGUUUUGUAUCACAUUGUCAUACUUACCAACGUUGGUCUGUUGAGCGGCUCUCUUCUAUAACGAGAGCUAUGCUAUUUCAGUUUAUAAAUAUAUCAUAAUAGAAAAAGUUACACAAAGUCUGUUGUCAAAUUCGUAAUAUAUUUUCUUUAAUGUACUGUUUAAUAUAGAAUAAUAAGUAAUUGUAAUGUAGGUUAAUUUUAAUGAAAUUAAAUUAUUGUGUAAGCGUCAAAUAUUUAUUGAUAUUUUAGGUUGAAUGUGGAAUAAAGUGUGUACAUUACAGAAU